Molecule: messenger RNA, 1653 nt
Organism: Cervus elaphus (red deer)
Lineage: Eukaryota; Metazoa; Chordata; Mammalia; Artiodactyla; Cervidae
Gene: SGCB
Product: sarcoglycan beta
Exons: 6
Coding region: 30-986 (318 amino acids)
Biological process (GO): muscle organ development
Cellular component (GO): sarcoglycan complex; sarcolemma
Source: RefSeq, a predicted model, not a curated record
GAGGGCGGCGGAGCCGGCGGCGCGGGAAGAUGGCGGCGGCGGCGACGGCGGCCGCGGAGCAGCAAAGUUCCAAUGGUCCUGUGAAGAAGUCCAUGCGUGAGAAGGCUGUUGAGAGAAGGAAUGUCAAUAAAGAGCACAACAGUAACUUUAAAGCCGGCUAUAUUCCAAUCGAUGAAGAUCGCCUCCAUAAAACAGGACUGAGAGGGAGAAAGGGCAAUUUAGCCAUCUGUGUGAUUAUCCUCCUGUUUAUCCUGGCUGUCAUCAAUUUAAUUAUAACACUUGUUAUCUGGGCCGUGAUUCGCAUCGGACCAAAUGGCUGUGAUAGCAUGGAGUUUCAUGAAAGUGGUCUGCUUCGAUUUAAACAAGUAUCUGACAUGGGAGUUAUACAUCCUCUCUAUAAGAGCACAGUAGGAGGAAGACGAAACGAAAAUUUAGUCAUCACUGGCAACAAUCAGCCUAUUGUUUUUCAGCAAGGGACAACAAAGCUCAGUGUAGAAAAGAACAAAACUUCUAUUACAAGUGACAUUGGCAUGCAGUUUUUCGACCCAAGGACUCAAAAUAUCUUAUUCAGCACAGACUAUGAAACUCAUGAGUUUCAUUUGCCAAGUGGAGUGAAAAGUCUGAAUGUUCAAAAAGCAUCUACUGAACGGAUUACCAGCAAUGCUACUAGUGACUUAAAUAUAAAAGUUGAUGGGCGUGCUAUUGUCCGUGGAAAUGAAGGAGUAUUCAUUAUGGGCAAAACCAUUGAAUUCCACAUGGGUGGUAAUAUGGAGUUAAAGGCUGAAAAUAGCAUCAUCCUGAAUGGCACUGUGAUGGUCAACACGACUCGCCUCCCAAGUUCCUCCAGCGGAGACCAGUUUGGUGGUGAUGACUGGGUGCGUUACAAACUCUGUGUGUGUGCCGACGGAACGCUCUUCAGAGUGCAGGUGACAGGUCAGAACAUGGGCUGCCAGACCUCAGACAACCCCUGUGGAGACCCGUACUAGAAGAACCCAAGAGGACAUCAAUAGAUUCAUAUUGUGACUUAUUUUUUUAAGACUAGGCAUGCAUAUCAUGUUUUUACAGAGUUUGUGAUAACUCAUUUAUUUAAUCUGCAGUGCACUGCUGCAUCUAUUUUGUAGUCUCCAUGUUUAAAAUAGUCUCAGAGAGCCUAAAUUCUAAUACAUUUCAUUGAGUUGCACUGAUCUUCAAUUUACGGUUCUCUAAAAUUAUUGAGAGAAGUGAAUAUAAUCAAAAUUAGUCUUUAAAGAAGUAUUUUUAAAAUGCCACUGUUCCUGUCUAAAGGAUAAAGGGAUGAAGCAACUGUAGACUCACUAUAAGUAACUUUUGGUAACUAAUGGGGUUAGACCCAGUUAAGAUAUUUAAAGGUACACCAUCAAUAAAUGUUACAUGUUCUGUCCUUAGGCUUCUAAGAGGAAAGACAGAUUUUUAGUGCAUUACUUUCAACUAUAUUCUCGCAAACAAGUGAGGUCACUAAAGAGCUUCACAUGUGGGAGAUAGUAAGGAACUAAAGGUCCGUAUUGUCACACCUAUGGUUUUUCCAGUAGUCAUGUACGGGUGUGAGAGUUGGACCAUAAAGAAAGCUGAGCACUGAAGAAUUGAUGGUUUUGAACUGUGGUGUUGGAGAAGACUCUUGAGAGUCCCUUGGACUGC